AUGAGCGGAUCGCGGAGCCUCGUGGAUCCCCAGGUCCGAGCGAGAGCCGUAGGGAUCCCGCCCGCGUGGAGGACCCGGCGGGAGAUGCCGGCAGAGCUGACGGAGGCGAAGGGGUCCGGGAAGAGAUGGGAAGACGCCAGAGCCGGGAGACUGGAAGGAAGACCCUCUAAAGCAGCCUCUGCCUUGCCCCUGCAGCUGCCCCACUGCGGGGGCCCAGGUCCCCAACCCCCCAGCGUGGCCAGCCCGCCCCUCUCCCAGCAGCCGGUGCCGCUGUGCGCCCUCACCCCACGCUAA
Rangifer tarandus platyrhynchus (Svalbard reindeer) is the source of this 294-nucleotide messenger RNA. Lineage: Eukaryota; Metazoa; Chordata; Mammalia; Artiodactyla; Cervidae. The record is from the annotation of a GenBank genome assembly.